AACGCCGUCACAUCAAUUUCACCACGGCUUGUUUGUGGUCCAGCGUGUUUCGAGCAGCUUUAAUCGCAUGACUAGAUCCACCGUGGUCAGAAAAAAAGCCAGGCGGUAACAGAGUGUAUUUAUCAAAGGAACAGCUCUAUAUUCACUUUCAUUCAUUGUAAUAGUAAUACUUUGUGUGUGUUGGACGUUACGUGCACCACGUGGGCUGCUCCCCAGCCCGCUUAAAUGUUAAUAAAACAUUAAAUUUAAGAUAAUAUAUAAUAUGAGCGUAGUAAUUGCUUUAUAACUCUGGAUGGAGCGUUAACUUUAUUGCACACUGAGCAAAAGCGAUAGUUUACUGAGCAGCGGAUGUUGUCCUCGGCGCAAAGCCUUGUGGGUAGUGUAAGGUGCACGCACCCGCCGGAGUGUGUGAGUGUGGUAGAAAAAAAAUAGCUUCCGCAGUUCUGUCGGCUUGCGAGGUUUCAUGCACUUGUGCCCGGUUAGCAUGCUGAACGCUGAUUAAGUAGGUAACUACGCCGGCGCCGUUCGUGUCGUUCACGCUAAAACAUGACUCUGAGCGAGCAUUCGCUGCAGGCACUUUCCUGGAGGAAGCUGUAUCUAAGUCGAGCUAAACUGAAGGCUUCCAGUCGGACGUCGGCGCUGCUUUCUGGUUUUGCUAUGGUAGCCAUGGUGGAAGUGCAGCUGGACAACAGCUACCCCUACCCCCCCGCGCUGCUCAUCGCCUUCAGUGCCUGCACCACGGUCCUUGUGGCCGUCCACCUGUUCGCACUGAUGGUCAGCACGUGUAUUCUGCCUAACAUAGAGGCGGUCAGCAACGUCCACAACCUCAACUCUGUGAAGGAAUCGCCACACGAGCGAAUGCACCGACACAUUGAACUGGCGUGGGCUUUUUCCACGGUCAUCGGCACCUUGCUCUUCCUCGCUGAGGUGGUUCUUCUCUGCUGGGUGAAGUUCUUGCCCGUGAAGCCCAACAAGUCCAGCAAUAACACAGUUUCCUCUGGUGUGGCGGCUGCUAUUACCUCAACCUCUAUCAUGGUUCCUUUUGGUCUAGUCUUCAUAGUCUUUGCUGUGCAUUUCUACCGCUCCUUGGUCAGCCACAAAACUGACAGACAGUUCCAGGAGCUGGAGGAGUUGUCCAACCUCACCCGGCUUCAGAACGAGCUGGACAACAGAGGGGAGUCGUCCAUUCUACAGUCUCCGAGCUCACAGUUCCCAUAGACGCAGAUCCUUGGUGGGAUUCUAGUCACGUGGGCUCCUACUUGCCAGAAGCCACUUUAAAGACUUCUCCUUUUUUACAGAAAUGAAGACAUGUCUCACAUCUUUAUUGUGAAGUUUACUUUUGUGAAGAGUUGUUUUUAGAAUACGUUUGACUAAUUGAACACACAAAUCUGACACGAUGCAUGUAACUUGAAAGUGGUAAGUCUUAACUGUGAUAGUUGCUGGAUUUAUAUCUUAAAAUGGGGCAGACUUCUGAAUGAUGUGUUGAAAUCCUGUCUGUUGCCUGCUGCAUUUAUUUAGCUCUUAAUAUAUAUAGUGUCUUGUUGUGUUUUGUAAACCCCAAGUAUUUAACUGUGUCUAUGGUUCAUUGUAUUGUUCACCAUCUGCAGUACUAAUGCCUGCUAUACACUGACUUGUCAGCUGCAAACACAGUAUUAGGAGAAUAUAUUUCCCACCUUCUGUAGCACUUCCUCUGACAAUAAAAUGAUCAUUUAAAAACCA
Betta splendens (Siamese fighting fish) is the source of this 1719-nucleotide messenger RNA. It is a transcript of the gene orai1b, whose product is annotated as ORAI calcium release-activated calcium modulator 1b. The coding region runs from base 547 to 1218 and encodes 223 amino acids. Gene Ontology annotation, cellular component: membrane. Gene Ontology annotation, biological process: store-operated calcium entry. The transcript has 2 exons. The record is from RefSeq and is a predicted model, not a curated record. Lineage: Eukaryota; Metazoa; Chordata; Actinopteri; Anabantiformes; Osphronemidae. Gene Ontology annotation, molecular function: store-operated calcium channel activity.